This is a messenger RNA of Tigriopus californicus, 1164 nucleotides long. Its product is annotated as ubiquitin-conjugating enzyme E2 J2-like. Lineage: Eukaryota; Metazoa; Arthropoda; Copepoda; Harpacticoida; Harpacticidae. The record is from RefSeq and is a predicted model, not a curated record.
CCUUAAAUCCGGUGUCAUCGCAUACUCCACGCCCUUGAUUCCCUACACUUGUCUAUCAUCCCCUCCUGUCACGUGGCUAGCCCGCCCGUCAAUGGCCUUCUAAGUGAAUAGAUCGAUCCGUCACUGUUGGUUGGGGCUCAUUCAUCAUUAUCAAAUGGCUCCCCGCGGUGCGGCUAACACCACGGCGGCCUCGCGCCUCCGUCAGGACUAUAUGCGGCUCAAACGCGAUCCCGUGCCGUACAUUGUGGCCGAGCCUUUACCUGCUAAUAUCUUGGAGUGGCAUUAUGUGGUGUCAGGUCCGGAUGAUUCGCUGUAUGCGGGGGGUUCGUAUCACGGGAAAUUGGUGUUCCCAUCCGAGUUUCCUUUCAAACCCCCGUCGAUCUACAUGAUCACACCCAAUGGGCGGUUCAAGACCAAUACGCGACUGUGUUUAUCCAUUUCCGACUAUCAUCCGGACACUUGGAAUCCCGCUUGGUCUGUGGCCACCAUUUUGACGGGCUUGCUCUCAUUCAUGUUGGAGAAAAGCCCCACUUUGGGCUCUAUUGAGACCUCGGACACGGAGAAGCGGUCUUUGGCCUUGAAGAGCCACGAAUUCAAUUUGGCCAACAAGAUUUGGCUCGAGUUAUUCCCGGAACAAGCCCAAUCUUCGAGGGAUCUACUGGAACGGCGUCGUUUAGAACGGCUCGAGCGCAAACGAUUGGCCUUGACCCAAGGUCAGUCCAUUCUGAAUGGAACCAAUUCCGGAGACACACAUCAAGGUCAUGGGAACGGGCUGUAUAGUGCUGUGGCCAACUUCUUGGUGAUUGGAGGCUUCGCCGCGUUUGCCUUGAUCGUACAAUACGUGCUUCAAACGAUAUCAGUGACGGCUGAGUGAGCUGAAGCCCAUCGGGCACUAACCACAUCAAGUCGCACUGUCAAUGCAAUCCCAGGAAUGAUUCAGGAACUGGCAAUGAAAGUAGAAUGUGCAUAUACUGAAGCAUCUGUGAUAUCGUAUCCCUCUCGUGCUCUGGCUCUCACUUCGUGGAGCCAGUCAAAUCUCUUGGCUAAGUGAGAUAAACCCCCAUCUUGUCGCCCUUGUGUCGUCCCGAACACAUUAUUUUUUCCUCAAAUCUGUCGCUGACAAAUUGCAUUCUGAACAAAUAUAAAUGAUCGUCCUGCUACUGA